Messenger RNA from Chenopodium quinoa (quinoa), 1916 nucleotides. RefSeq names its product protein trichome birefringence-like 35. NCBI's taxonomy places the organism in Eukaryota, Viridiplantae, Streptophyta, Magnoliopsida, Caryophyllales, Amaranthaceae. Gene Ontology annotation, cellular component: Golgi apparatus. Bases 301 to 1629 code for a protein of 442 amino acids. Gene Ontology annotation, molecular function: O-acetyltransferase activity. The transcript has 6 exons. The record is from RefSeq and is a predicted model, not a curated record.
AGGAUCAAUUACUUUUAUUGCUUAAAACCAUUAAAGUAAACUAAAAUUUUAGUAAAGUAAACCAAAAAAAUACUAUAUUAUUGAAGAACAUAUUCUCAGUAAAGUCAGUACUAUGAUUCAAAUUCAACCCUUAAUUAAUCAAAUAAUCAUUAAAUAAGGUAGAGUCUUCGUCUAAUUCUUCAAGUUUCCAUUACCAGUCACUGUCGGUAAACGUCAAUUUAGUGCUAUAUUUAAUUUUCAGGACAAAAUCCAACAUUCGAAUCUCUACUUCGUCCCUUUCACUUUCUCUCUCCUGCAGCUAUGGUGCAGGGCUGGAAAUGGAGCAGAAGAAGGUCUCACUUACCUCUAAUUUCUCUUAUCUUUAUGCUUUUAAUUACUGUUACUGUUCUUUUCAACGAGUUCAGAAUUCACGAGUAUCAACCCCAAGAUCAUAACCCUCAUCUUCAAAAUACCCAGAAUUCAUCUCCAGCUUUGUUAUUGGAGUUGGAUAGAUUCACUACAUGUAGCUCUGCUGUAGAGUACAGUGGAGGAGAUGUGAGGUGGGGUGGAAGUGACCGGCAUUCGCCGGUUUCGGGUGGUGUCAAGGAGUGUGAUGUAUUUACAGGAAAAUGGGUGUUUGAUAAUGGAUCAUAUCCUCUAUACAAUGAGUCCCAUUGUCCUUACAUGUCUGAUCAGUUAGCUUGUCAUAAGCAUGGAAGACCUGAUUUGGGGUACCAGUAUUGGAGGUGGCAGCCAAACGACUGCAACUUGAAAAGAUGGAGUGUUACUGAAAUGUGGGAAAAGCUGAGAGGGAAGAGAUUAAUGUUUGUGGGAGAUUCGCUCAAUAGAGGGCAAUGGAUCUCUAUGGUGUGCUUGCUACAGUCAGUGAUUCCAGCUAACAAGAGGUCUAUGUCCCCAAAUGCUCAUCUUACUGUCUUUCGAGCAGAGGAGUAUAAUGCCUCAAUUGAAUUUCUAUGGGCUCCUUUACUUGUUGAUUCGAAUUCCGAUGAUCCUGUAAAUCAUAGGUUAGGUGAUCGAAUAAUUCGUCCAGAUUCAACUUCAAGGCAUCUUUCCAAAUGGGAGAAUGCUGAUAUACUUGUAUUCAAUACGUACUUAUGGUGGAGACAAGGACCGGUAAAGCUGUUAUGGAGUAGUGAAGAUAAUAGAGUUUGUGAAGAGUUGGAUGGUGUACGAGCCAUGGAGCUGGCCAUGAAAACCUGGGCUAAGUGGGUGGAUUCCAAUGUCAGUCCUCUUGAGAAGCGGGUGUUUUUUGUUACCAUGUCACCUACUCAUAUGUGGAGCCAAGAGUGGAAUCCAGAAAGUCAAGGAAACUGCUACAACGAGAGUAACCCCAUUUUUAAGGAGAAUUACUGGGGAACUGGUUCCGACUUGCAAACAAUGAGUAUUGUGGAGGAUAUCCUUAGUCGAUUAGGAUCUAAGGUCACAGUUCUCAACAUCACUCAGCUUUCUGAAUAUCGAAAAGAUGGCCAUCCUUCUAUUUAUCGCAAGUUUUGGGAAACACUUAGUCCUGAACAGUUGUCAAAACCUGAGUCAUAUUCUGAUUGUAUACAUUGGUGCUUACCUGGUAUACCUGAUGUAUGGAAUGAGCUGCUCUUCCAUUUUUUGUUAGAAGGAUACACAAAAUUGUAAUUAGCAUAUUCCAUUAUCAACACUGUUUACUAUAAUUAAGUCAAAAGUUUCACCAAAAAUUCAUAGAUGUGCUCGAAUAUGAAUUAUGAGGUUUACACUUGGUUAAACAUCUGCUGUCAAUACUACAUAAUUGUCUCAAAUUUUUCAAAGGAUUUGCCUAUGAGUCGUCAGUUAUCACAUUACUUGACCAUCAACUCUCAAAUCAAGCAGUGAUUGCUGUUACAAAUUGUUAUACUGAUGAGGAUCAUGGAGUUGAGGGACGGUUUGUCCCUCCAUCUCCCGCAGGA